Cladophialophora yegresii CBS 114405 is the source of this 552-nucleotide messenger RNA. RefSeq names its product large subunit ribosomal protein L40e. Lineage: Eukaryota; Fungi; Ascomycota; Eurotiomycetes; Chaetothyriales; Herpotrichiellaceae. Gene Ontology annotation, molecular function: structural constituent of ribosome; ubiquitin protein ligase binding; protein tag activity. Bases 1 to 552 code for a protein of 183 amino acids. The record is from RefSeq and is a predicted model, not a curated record. Gene Ontology annotation, cellular component: cytoplasm; ribosome; nucleus. The transcript is spliced from 4 exons. Gene Ontology annotation, biological process: modification-dependent protein catabolic process; protein ubiquitination; translation.
AUGAUGCUAGAAGACAGUGGCACCCAGCGAGGCUUUUUCGCAGCCUCGCCGCCCGGCCUACCUUCCUUGUAUAGGCCUUUCCAGCCCGGUCUUGGCGUCCGAAUCACACAAUCAAAUUCUGCGCGCUUUUACAAGAAGAUCGCAUCCCAUACUGACCCUCAUCUAGUGCAGAUCUUCGUCAAGACCCUCACGGGCAAGACCAUCACUCUCGAGGUCGAAUCCUCAGACACGAUCGACAAUGUCAAAUCCAAGAUCCAAGACAAGGAAGGCAUCCCGCCCGACCAGCAGCGAUUGAUCUUCGCGGGCAAGCAGCUCGAGGAUGGCCGUACGUUGAGCGACUACAACAUCCAGAAGGAAUCAACGCUCCACUUGGUCCUUCGCCUCCGAGGCGGUAUUAUCGAGCCCUCUCUGAAGGCCCUCGCCUCGAAAUACAACUGCGAGAAGAUGAUCUGCCGCAAGUGCUAUGCUCGUCUGCCGCCCCGAGCGACCAACUGCCGCAAGAAGAAGUGUGGGCACACCAACCAGCUCCGCCCCAAGAAGAAGAUCAAGUAG